UGAUCAAAGGUGUGACGUCACACCGACUCCUGCUGCACUUCCUGGUUUUUUUCUCUCUGCUCCGAGGAGCCGUGUGUACGAGUGAGGAGGGGAACUGAAACACAGAGUGCUGACCAGAAGAAUAAAUGGAAAUAGUAGACGAAGUGUAUGGGAAAGAAAAUGUGAUGUGCAACUAAGUAGCGAGUCUGAAAUUAAUGAGCCACUUUCGGAAGCAGGCGACACAAUUGCAGUCGCUCUUUGCGGAUUCCGACAGCACGAGCCCAAGCCGAAACCGGUGAAGAAGAGGGGAGAUGUUGUAAAAAAAAAAAAAAACAGCGAAAACAUGGACAGCAGAAUCAAGGAGAAUCCAGAAAGAACCUUUGAUCUUCUGCUGCAGGUGGGGUGUCCAUCAUCUGAAAAUGAAGAUCCAGUGGUGUUGUGGAAGUUCCCGAAGGAGUUCGAAGACCAGGACUUACUGCAAAUGGUGCCAAAGUUCUGCUGCCCUUUUGACAUUGAAAGGGUGUCACAAAACCAGGUUGGACAGCACUUCACAUUUGUGCUUACUGACCUUGACAGCAAACAGAGAUUUGGGUUUUGCCGUUUAACAUCUGGAUGCAAGGUCUGUCUUUGCAUUCUCAGUUAUCUACCAUGGUUUGAGAUUUAUUAUAAGCUCCUAAAUACGAUGGCUGACUACUUGGCAAAAGAGCAGGAAAAUGACUUGAGUGAUAUGUUAAAAUCAUUGUACAGCUAUCCAGUACCAAUGCCAAACACUCCCGUCAAUCUCAGUGUGAAUGAACAAAUUUGUAUUGCCACUGGCCAAAUUAUGACAGAGCAACAAAGCCAGGUGUCGUACUCAUUUUUCAUAGCACCAGAAGUAAACGGACUCCCAACAAUACCAGAAAGUAGAAAUCUUACAGAGUACUUUGUUGCUGUGGAUAUUAACAACAUGUUGCAACUUUAUGCAAGUAUGCUACAUGAACGACGCAUCAUUAUUACCUCAAGCAAGCUUAGCACUUUAACUGCAUGUGUCCACGGUUCUACUUCAAUGCUGUGUCCAAUGUUUUGGCAACAUAUAUACAUCCCAGUGCUCCCACCACACCUUUUGGACUACUGCUGUGCACCUAUGCCAUAUGUAAUUGGAGUCCAUUUAAGUCUAAUUGAGAGGGUUAAAAACAGAGCCCUGGAAGAUGUUGUCAUCUUAAAUGUUGAUACAAAUACAUUGGAAACACCAUUUGAGGACCUACAGAACCUGCCCAGUGACGUUGUCUCUUCUUUGAAGAGUAAACUGAAGAAGCAGUCUACAGCGACAGGCAGUGGAGUGGCCAGAGCCUUCCUCAGGGCCCAAGCAGCCUUAUUUGGAACCUACAGGGAUGCUUUAAGAUACAAGCCUGGACAGCCUAUUACAUUUUGUGAAGAAAGUUUUGUAAAUCAUCGGUCCAGCACAAUGAAGGCAUUCCUUGAAAAGGCUGUCAAUCUUCAGCUUUUCAAACAGUUUAUUGAUGGCCGACUUGCAAAGUUAAAUGCUGGAAGGGGUUUCACAGAUGUUUUUGAAGAGGAAAUCAAUGAGGGGGGAUUUUGUGGAGCAAAUAAUAAAUCUUAUCAACAGUGGCUCCAUACGGUUAAGAAAGGAGGUGCAUUGAUUAACACAGCGGUUACCAAAGCAAGUCCAGCAGUAAAAACGGCAUACAAAUUUGCAAAAAACCAUGCAAAACAAGGAAUAAAAGAAAUGAAGAGCAUGUUAAAGCAGAGGGAAGCUGAUGAUGAGGAUAUGUUUUAUGGGGAUUCUCCGACAAGUACAAAGAGCCUCUCGCCUAAGAGACAGCAAAAAUAUAAAAAGCGCCAUGGGCAAAACACAAGUCUGGGUUGCUCUGACUUUGCUGUAUGUGAUGAUGAGGAUGAAGAACUGGACACUGGAAGCAAGCUGUCUUCUGAAGAUAGUGGCGAAGUCUCUAUAUACAUUGAUGGCAGUGAUGAUUCAUUUGAUUUGGAAUCAAAUACACAGUAUACUGGUGAAAUGGACCUCCUGGGAGAGAUAUUAGAUACCUUGAGUACACAUAGCUCAGACCAGGGCAGACUUUCAGGAGCCAAGAGCUUAGAUUUCUUCAGGUCAAUGGACGACAUUGAUUAUAAAUCUGUGAACAAAUCAAAUACUCCAAGUGAGAGUAAUCUUGCACAAAUUAGUUCUAGCAGUAGUGAACAGACAGGAUGGAAUCUUGGACAGGAUGACAGCAUAAUUCAUGGAAGGCUUCUUCCACCAUCACCACGUAGGCAAAGUUACAAAGGCCUUAAAGAUCUGUCACCUUCCGUCAAGGAAAACUAUAGUCUAAAUCCACAGUCUUCAUACAGAAGUGACUCGCCAAGAAAUGAUAUAGCACGAGCUGCCCGUAGAGAGAAACAGCCAAAAGAAACACUAAAAUACUCGUUGGGGAGUGUUUUGCCAAAAGAUGAUGCUGAAGCAAAAGUACUGGAGACAUCAAUUAGCGUUCCAUGGGAAAAGACCAAUUUUGAUGAAAGUCUGCAGAAAGACAGUGAAGAGAAAGGUCUCCUUGAGGAGAUCGAUUCCACCUAUCGUCAAAGCUCAUACUAUAGCUCAAGGCUCAGAAUUUCAGACCCUAGCAACAGUGCUGCUGAGAAGCCUUGAUGAUCACGCAUUGUAUGCCACAAAGAUUUACUUUUUAAGGGAAAGUUCUCCUAAAUGUUCAAAAAUGCUGCCAAAUUACGUUUUCUUGUGUUCCUCUCUUUGAUCCCCUUUUAAUUAUUCAAAUAAUAGUCACUAGCACUGUUUAUGACCACCUUUUACUAAGUUGAUAUUGACCCAUGUAGUGUCUGCAUAAAGAUUUUUCAGAAGUUUAACAAUUACAUUACAGUAUCUGUUAACAGCCUGCUUAUGCCCUCGUAGGGUUCAAGUGGCCAUCAGAUACAAUUUAGAGUAGAAGUGUAAUGCAACCACUUCCAUGAUUUAAGUAAUAGAUCUUAAAAAUGUUGUCAAAAUUAGGUACAAUAAUUGGAUUUAUAUUAUUUAUUUGUAAAUAUUUUUAAUUUAAGAACAAUCCAAUGCCAUCUUAACACGCUUUUGUUAUGCAAACCUGUUAAAAAAAAAUGCAUUGCACUUUGAAUGUGUAUAUGUUUUUUUUGUUUUUUUUUAGGUGUAUACUUUUUAAAAUAUAUAUUUUGAAUGGUAAAAACAUAUCACUAUUUUUAAAAUCUGCAUAGAUGAGAAAAGGUCUGGAAUUGUUAAGGAUGUUUUAAAUUUUAUAGUAGUUUUAAUUUGAAUACUUAAUAUGCAUUUUCUAAAUGUGAAAUUUAAACUGCCCUUCAGUAUUUCACUUUAUGCAAUUCUGUGUAAUGCCUUAAAAACCAUGAGCCACUAGUAUAAUUUCCUACUGUAUUUCUUAACAUUAUUUCCAUAAUAUAUUUUAAUUAAAUGUGGCAGAACUUUUACAGAUACAAAGAUUUACUACUUACAUAUUAAAGUUACAUGGAAAAUAGCUUAAUGGGAAUUCAGUAGACAAUUCAGUCACACAUAGAAGGGCACCUCAUGUAGUAAGGUACUGUUUCCAAAAAACAUGACUCCCUGAAAUAGGCCUGUUUCAAAAAUAUCAAUUGUCUAUUGCCUUUUGAUAUGCAAGGUUGGGCUUAAUUUGUGUAUAGACUAAAGGGAAAAAGUUAAGAUCUGGCAGAUGUCUCCUCAGGUGUCGUCUGUUGCAGUUUUGUGCUAGGUGGGUUAAUGUGCUGCUUAAGAAUUUCUUACGGAGUAGAUCAACACAGUAGGGCUCAUCCAUAAUAAAACAUCCAUGCACAAUAAUAUUUCUGCAUCCUCUUUUAUUUGUGGGUAAUAGGGUACUGUGAUUAUAAUUUGCAUGAUAUUUUGAAUAAUUAAGCAAUACACAAAAUUAUUAAAUACAUGUAAAUAAAGUCGGCACCUUUUUUAUUUUAUUAAUUUAAGUUCUGACUAUAGAAUGCAGUCUCCUAUGGAGAAUAACCAAGUGCGUAUUACAGUAUUCUCCUUGACAGAAACAGUGACGUGUGUAAAUUGUUUAGUGUCUAUAUAUUUGAAUGCUUACAUUUUGUUUUUCGGGUUCGUCUAAAUUAAUUUACAAUUUAAUAUUUCACUGUUCUCACCACAUCUACCAAAAUAAUUCUUUUUUUCCCAUUUGCUAAGCACACGUGUUAAACUCUUGGGUUUCAUAUUUUUAUGUGUAUUUAAAUAGUUAUUUCACUUUUUGUGUCAAGUUGUAAUGUUUUUAUUUUACAAAACAAACUUUAUGAAGUAGUUUCUUCAUUUAGUUUUUGGUAUUAUACACUUAAUGGAGAACGUUGGUAUUUUUCAAAUCAAAGUUAUUUCUUCACAAAUAAAGGUAUAUAUUCAUUGUUUUCAUAUAUUUAUGUGGGCUUAUUAAUUAUUUUCAAAAUUGAAGCGUUUUUUAUAAACUUUAAAAGUAUGUGUCUGUUCUAAGCAGCUUACAAUGGAGCUCUGUGGAACGCCACAUCCAUAGGUGAUUUAUAAAAAAUAAAAAAGCCUUAAAACUUACCAAAUUCAUCCACUUUGAAGUGGCAAAGUUUUCAGUUUAAGAAAGAGUACCUUCUGCUUUUAUGAGGCAUUCUUGUGAUAACAAAAGGCAACUGACUUUUCUGAAGGUGAGUUUAGUUUUCUUGCUCAGUUGACGUGCUUGCAAAGUCUAUGAAGUUAUAACACCGCAAUGUCACCCAUAACCCCACCAUUGUAGUUAUUUUACAUAGGCCAUGAUGUGAGGUGCACGGCUAGUGGUGGCAAAGCGAAAAGAGUACAUAGGAGAUUCAUUGUACUUUGCAUCCAAAACAAUACAUCUGAAUCAUACUGAUUAAACUCCUUAGAUUUUUUGAAAGAGUCAAGUCACUUGCUGUGUCGUGUCUUACACACACGCGACCAAAAACAAAAAGUGGGUGAUAGAGUAGAUUGAAGCACCACAAACCUGUUCUUGUUUUUUUAAUUAUUAUUUAAUAUUUCAAUGCAUUAUGAGUUACUGUUGCUGAUGAUGUAGUAAUAAAAGAACUGAGCACAAUAUGUUUGAGUGAGUACAUUCAUUGACCAGAUUGCCACUCAAUCUUUAAAUACAGGCAGACUCCAUGUAGAACCUGACGCUGUGAAGCAGGAAUGACAGACCUCUGUGCUUAUGCUAAAACAUCUCUACUCAACUUGCUAAACUCCAGUGUGAUUAAACUUAGGUGGAUUGUCAUUGCUGCCUAAUGUGUGUUUGUGUGUUUUUUCGCCCUGCUUUGGACUGACGCCAUUUCCGGUGAUAGUUCGUCCUUGUGUCCAGUGCUUGCUGAGAUAGACUAUAGCUGCUCUGUGAUCCUGCUGUGGAUUAGAGGGUUAGGAAUACAGUUGGGUGAAUGUGUGUAUAGAUAUAUGCAGGGCUUAAAGUGGGGCAAUACAUGGAUACGCUGUAGCAUCUUUUCUCCAUUGAAGCACUGAAUGACUGUUCAAUUCUCACCUCAUUGCCUGCUACGUGAGCUCAGUAUUCUCUCACUCAAGCACACGCCUGCUUUAUCAGUCCAGCUGUAGAUGGUAUUUUCCAUAUGGCGAAAGAAUAUAUGCAAUCAUAAUUGUGAUUCUUUUUUUUUCUGGUAUUAUUGUGUAACUGUCUACAGAGCAAGAGUACUAUGGAGUGAGAUGAACUGGGAAAUUGACAAAACAGACUCACAGCUGGUCUCAUUUUAAAAUGUUAGAAUCUCACAAAAAUGGUGUACUUUUUUGCUUCCUAAAAUGACAAGAAUGUGCUUCAUUGCAAUAUGGGCGUAAUUUCAAGAUGCAAAUCAAUACUUGAUACCAAAAAAUUAACGUAUUAGGUCAGUUUUAAGGCUUUUUCAAUCACGUAUGGACACUGGGUUCCUAGCUUGAAUAGAAAAAUUAUUUUUUAAAUUUAUAAAAAAAAAAAAAAGUUUUACUUCAGAAAACAACUUCAUGUGUCAAUAAUAUUUUCCAUGAUUAUGAAGAAAUAAAUUUUACUUGGAAAAAUAUUGAACUUAGCUUUUAAUGUUCCUAACUGCAAAUAUUUUUGUUUACCUUUUCCUUAGAAGUUAGGGGUCUGGCAGUCUGGGCGUCCGUACCCAGUCUCAAUAACUCAGGUUCAAGUUCACCAGCAAAAAUGGCCUGAUGGUCAUUGCCAGCUGUAAAUAAGUUCACGGUGCUGGAGACCAGAGUGCCAGUUAAAAUGCCAGUCCUAGUACUUAGUUAUGCUUUGUUGCCCAUGAAUAAGUGGUUGGCUAUUUAGACUGAAUAGAAGGUGUUCUCUCCAAACAAAUGCGCUGGUAUGCCAAAGGUUGCCGGUUCGAAUCCCCGUCACUGCCAAAAAAAGGCCACUGCUCUGCUGGGCCCUUGAGCAAGGCCCUUAACCUGUAAUUGCUCCAGGGGCGCUGUACAAUGGCUGACCCUGCGCUCUGACCCCAAGGGGUAUGCGAAAACUACCAAAUUCCUAAUACAAGAAAUUGUAUAAGGUGAAAUAAAGAACAAAAAAAAAAAAAAAAACUUGUUUAGUUGCUACUUGUAAGUGAAUGACAGUGCUGCUGGUCUGUGGAAUUGCUUGGUCUGCUCGGAAUAAUUCUGAUGAAGAUUAGGAUUUUGAAAUGGGAGUUUCAUGUACAGUGUUGUCUAUGACAAGGUCAUUGAAAAUAUCGAAAAUCAUUUCUUAUUUGUGAAGGGUUUUGCUUUAACCUCACGACUGAUGAUGAUAAGCUGAUGUUUGUUAUUUUGUCUUGUGUUAAAUCUCACAUCAGGGACACGUCAUUCACCCACUACACCAAAAUGCUUUGUCAUCUUUUGUGGAUAAGUUUGUCCAGUAACAGAAUUGUGGCAAUAAGAAGUGUGUCACCCACAUACUCCCACAGGCCUAUUACAAAUGAAUUGCCUUUCAAUGUGGAAUUGGUGUUUACACCAACAUUUUUUAUUAGACUUAAGUGAAAACAUAAUUUGGCAGAGCAUUCAAAAUUAUUUUUAAAAUUGUGAGUAUUCAUGCUCAAUAACUUUAAUAUGCAAUACAAGCAAAUGUUACCGCACUUGUGUCUCUUUGGUCGCUUUUGUCCCAGUCUUGCACAUUUACACACUUAGUGGUUUGUUUUAUCCUUUGGUCCCUUAGUCUUUGUAAUAUUUCUCAGACAUUUUUACAAAAACAUUUGAAGAAGAGCUUUUUUGAAUUUCUGCCCUGUCUUUUUUGUUUUUAAGCCAUUCUGAUAAGACUUUGACCAAUUCAUGAUCUCUUCCAAAAGGCUUUUUAUUUAUGAUAUCUCAGUUCUCUUCUGUAGCCACUUUACCCUAUUUCUUUGUUUAACAUUCUAGUGGGAUCACAUAGAAGCACCUUUUCAAAUAACGCACCUCCAUUCCUCAUAAGGUAGGUGGUGUUCAUUAGUAUACUUGCAACAAAAGUCCUUAUCAGAGAGACCAAAAAAUGGAAAGUCAGUCUCAUCAGACCAUAAAGGCUUCUUUCAUUUGGUCUUGGUUUUGGUUUCUAAUGUUUCAUUUCUAGAAAAACUAUAGUCAAGUCAUUUUUAUUCUGCCAUUUUGUAGUCUGGUCUCUCUUUAGCAAUCAUAAUUAAAGAAAUGAGUGACGGAACCUUCAAAAGGAUUCCUGUCUUCAGGUCAUGUCACGUUGCAUAACUUUUUCAGUGAGUUUCAGAUACACACUUCGUUUAUGUAAUCGUAACAAGUUGGAAACAGUCAUAGCACACUCCUGUGAUUUCAGUCAGGUAUUCUGACAUCCCCAGUGCCCCUGUCCAACCAGCCUCACCCUGACAAAGCUGAACAAGUUUGAAUUUGCUUCUUGCUGUACCUGUAAACCCUUCACACUGGCACCGACUACAUCAGGCAGCAUGUCUCGGGUGACAAGAUCUGCAAUUGCAGACAUCAAAUUUGAUAUCCCUUCUUACUAGUAGUUAUUUAAUGUGACAUUGCUUUUAAUUGCCCAGAAGUGAACUGCAUCCAAUAACUUAUGGCACUUCUAGCAUCAUCUAAUUGGUUAUUAGACCAUUUUUAGAAGUGGCGUGCCUAAAGGUUCUGUCAUUUAAUGUUUACAUAGUUUUUUUCAUGAAGAGCAAUGGCAAACAGAAAUAACUUUUGUGGUGUAGUGUAUACAGCCAAUCCCCUACAGAACUGAAAUGUCAUUAAUCAUGUUUUUAAAUCUCUACAGUUGCAUUAUCAUAUACUUAAUAUUCAUGCCCUAAAAAUUUGGUUGCAUAUUAGGCUCAAUCUUUGAUUAGCUUUAGCCUUUUAAGUGUUACUUUAGUAAUUUCCAAAGUAUUAAGAAUUCUUCUUUGACCAGGACCAUGCCUAAUUUAUCUCAGUUUAUAUUCAGCAUUACCAGUCAUAGCAGAGUUCUUCAACUGGCUGUGCUGUCUUCUUUUGUUGUGUUGUUCUAUGACUGCUAUACCCAGGGUUUUAGAUAGAUAGAUAGAUAGAUAGAUAGAUAGAUAGAUAGAUAGAUAGAUAGAUAGAUAGAUAGAUAGAUAGAUAGAUAGAUAGAUAGAUAGAUAGAUAGAUAGAUAGAUAGAUAGAUAGAUAGAUACUUUAUUAAUCCCAAUGGGAAAUUCACAUAAGUAGGGAACUCCUACUUCAUUACCAUCUGCUGGCUGAAAUUUGAUGGUAUCCUUGCACCAGAAAGCCGACUCAAAGUGUGAGGUAUUUUUAUAGGUGAAAAUCCAGGUAACCGUUGGGUAUGAUUAAUUGUCUUUUUGAGUCCCCAUGCUCAUAAAUGACUGAGGCAGAUGUGGUCGCUUAUUUCAAGUAGAUGCAGCCCACAAGCAUCUUGUUUCUAUUGCUGACUUGCCCAUAAAAUGACAGUUUUUGCAAAGACACCAAUGCACACCAAAGUGAGACUGAGAGUAGAGCAUCUCAGUGACUUCUGCUCAGACUUAUAAUGAGGCUGUAGGAGUUGUGGGCCUCUUUCAGUAUUCUGUGGAUGUGUUCUUCCAGUUGACUGAGAGAAUCAAUAAAGUGAAAUUAUGUGAGAUUCAUGUUAGUUGAAAAAGCAUUUAUUAUCAGGAGAAUAAACAAAUAUUAGUUUGGAAUAUCAAAAGUGAGACUGAAGGGAUAAUUUAGAGCUUUCGGUGCACCCUUAGGAAAGAUCGUUUGCCUCAAGUGGAGCUGACAGACAUUGUCAUGCAGGGUCUGCAGGUCAUCCCUGAAGUUUUCUUUACUUUUGAGUCACCCCUUCACCACCUAUUACUUUACUACAACAUUUAAAACACUUCAUCAGACUAUAAAACCUGUUCAUUUUUAAGUUUCUAAGGCUACAUCCUCACCACUGUGUUUUCAUUUAGAAACACCAUUUUUGAAUGAAAAUGAUUUUUGUCCACACAAAUGGUUUCACAUUGUUUACAAAAGCAUCUCUGCCCACAGUAAAAUGAUGGAAAAAACAUUUAAUGAAAGACAUUCACAUGCACUAUGCACAUGUGAAUUGGCAAAUACAAGACAAAAAGUGUUCUCUGUGAAGGGAUGGAUUUUUUGUGUAACUGUUGCGACAAGGAAAAUAUUUGCCUUUUGUGCAUUUAUGCAGCAUUCAGACUGUACAAAGUAGAAUUUAUAUGAAUACAAGUAAGCAACACGACAGGCGCCUCUGUGUCUACUGUGUUGGAAUAGGGUUUUUUUUUAUUAAGAAUGACCAGUUGGGGAAUGAGACAUUUUAAUGAGCAGAAUCCAGUCAGGGAAGGGCUGCGUAACAAGAAUGAACAAUUCAGAGUGCAAUUAGAUUGAACAUUUUCGAGACUGUUUUCACCCAUCCACAUUACAAAGGCAAAUCUGAGUUUUCAUAAAUAUAUGGCACUGCAAAGCCUUUCUAGAUUUUCCAUCUCAAGGGUUUAAGUCACUGGUGUUGUGUGGACAAAGAGCAAUUAAUGUCUGCAUUUUUAAACAAAUAUUUAGUAGUGCAGCUGUAACCUUAGUUGAGAAAACUGUGACUCACUGUUAAAUUGAUGUAUACAUUCAAUAGAUAUUAAAACGUAACAUUAGCACCUGCUUCUUCACAGAAGUGAUGGAGCCACAGUAGUCAUUUGCCACAAAGAGGUUAUCCGAUCGGGUGACGUUAUUUUUCACAAUUUGCCAGACUUUGGUUAGAAAGUUACCAAACAGCUGAAGAGCAACUUUCCCAUUCUGUAUGUUCAACUGAGAGAAACUAUUGUUAGUGUAGUGUAGGAGUCAAAGUAAGGGUAAAAUAACUGGAAGCAAUGUUCAUGAAGUAAACAGUGUGUCACACCCUGUCAAAAGAACUACCAUUAAUAACAAAGAGCCACAGGAGAUGUCGAUUUCAGUGCUCAAAAUACCUGAAUGAACAAAUCUGCAUAACGACACCAAUAAAAUCAGGGAGAAAGCUGCACAGCACCCACCUUCUGACUCCACAUCUAACUGAAAAACUAAAGGAAGUUCACAUUACUGAUUAAUUGGAGUUGCAAACAAGCCGUGCCAGAAUAGAUGCAGCAUUUUAACACGUAGUAUAUAUGUAGGCAACAAUGCUUAUAUAAACUCUGUUUGCUGUUACUUCAUAUAUUGAUACAACAGUCAAAAUGACAGAAGCAUACUUUAGAAGACGGAAGCUCUUCUAAUAAAUGUGGAGGCCUCAUAGCUGCAGUGGCUUAUGUGUACAUGUGUGACUGUCUCCUUUGUUGCUGUGUCCAUUUCAAGCUUCAGUGACCUUGUUCUACUGAGUGAUUAGAUUGCUGCAGCUUUUUUUAUCUUUUUAUUUCCUCUCAGCUUCAAGUCUUUUGUUUGGUUUGUUUUGCUGUUCCCAUUUAAAGUGCACAGACUGGAGGUGGGUUUUUAGGAAGAGAUUCCUGUGGACAGAGCUAUUCACUACAAACUACAACGGAUUGUUGACUUCUGUUUUCUUUUGAUAAUCAUGAUGGCCCUGUCAGACUAAUAGUUAGGUAAUCAAAGAAAUAUAUUUGAUAUAUACGUUUUUGCAAAGUAAGAAACUUUCAAAAAUUGCAUACUAUAAAAGAAAAAACUUGGUGAUGAAUGGAACUUAAAAGUACACAAAACUCCAGAAAUGACUUGUAAAGUAAAAAAGUGAGUAUAGAGCCACGGGAAGUCAUCUGUCAGCUCUGUUUGAGGUGCAAAUUGUAGAGACUUAAGUGCCCUUUUUAUAUAAAUUGUGUUUUUUGUAUGCAAAACUGUUCAUUAAAUCAAGGGCCUAUGUUUAAGAAUGAAUACAUUCAGCAGCUUCAGUGAUUUUACUCUUAAUUUGAGCAUCAGGUUAAGUUCAUAAUUUUUAUUUUUAGUUGAGAAAGAAUCCUCUUAAGAGUUAAACUCCUUCAUUUUUGGUAUGCGUCACAGUUCGAUUUCUGGUCUUAAAUAGUACUAGGGUGUUGUACCGUGUUAGCCAUUAUGAAUGUAGAGAAAAGCCAAGCAAAAUGACACCUUUUAUUGGCUAACUAAAAAGAUUACAAUAUGCAAGCUUUUGAGGCUAUUCAGGCCCCUUCUUCAGGCAAGAUUGCUGCUGCCUUUACGUACAUUUUACCCAAAAGAGAAUUGAAAUUUGAGAGUAAUUUUAAGUUAUUAUAUAGGUAAGAUAAACAGGCCAGUAGCCAUAAAUGUUUACUAAAUUUAUAUGGCAAAGCUGGAAUUGUGCCUUUUCAAAUAAUUCCAAAUUAUCAAAAGUGUUACAAAACAAAAUGGUUUUUACUGAGCUAAUAUGGAGUAUAUCUUGAGAAGAAUUGCUCUAAUCAAGUAUUUCAAAAGUGUAUUUGUUUAUUGUAAAAUCUAAACUUUCAAAUUGCUAUUAUAAUUUAUAAUGUGUGCCAUUUUAUCCCAAGAUCCUGUACAAAGUGUCACUCAGUCUGUAACCUAUCUGCUGUGGUCAUGUUUGUCAUCUGCACUUCAGUAUUUUUCUUUCAGUUCUUUCUAUGUUGUAAAUCACUAAUUUCCAAUGAUGUGUUUCAUAACUUAAAAGAAUAAAGCAGUGGAUGAUUAGAUACCAA
Erpetoichthys calabaricus (reedfish) is the source of this 11922-nucleotide messenger RNA. RefSeq names its product DENN/MADD domain containing 1B (gene dennd1b). Bases 323 to 2620 code for a protein of 765 amino acids. Gene Ontology annotation, biological process: endocytic recycling; endocytosis. The record is from RefSeq and is a predicted model, not a curated record. Gene Ontology annotation, cellular component: nuclear speck; cytosol; intracellular membrane-bounded organelle. Gene Ontology annotation, molecular function: guanyl-nucleotide exchange factor activity; phosphatidylinositol phosphate binding. NCBI's taxonomy places the organism in Eukaryota, Metazoa, Chordata, Cladistia, Polypteriformes, Polypteridae. The transcript has 23 exons.